AUGAUGGAAGCCUAUUGUUCACAACUCAUAUCAAACAAAAAUCACUCAUGGCCACUCCACAUUUCUUUUCCACCUUCAUCAAAUCCUCUUCCCUUUUCUUGCUUCUUGUUUCAUGUUUUUUAGAUCAAACCCAUGCUUUUCAACCCAAAUAUACUAAGAUUCAAGACUCUUUCCACACUAUUCAAAUUAGCUCCCUUUUUCCAUCCUCUGUUUGCAGUCCUCCCAAAGAUUUGAUCAAGAAGAGACCAUCCACGCUAGAAGUUUUUCAUCGGCACGGCCCGUGUUCUAAACUCAGCCAGGACGAAGCCGGCGCUAUGCCAUCGCUAAAGGACAUCCUCUCUCAUGAUCAAUCCCGAGUCGAGUCAAUCCACGCCCGCACCAACCCAACCAUAGCCACAGACAAAGUCAAGGACAAAAAAGUCAACCUCCCUGUACAGCCGGGUAGCUCCCUAGGCUCCGGAAACUACCUCGUUUCUGUGGGCCUAGGCGUCCCCAAGAAAACCCUCUCCCUCAUUUUUGACACUGGGAGCGACCUAACAUGGACCCAGUGCCAGCCAUGCGCUCGAUCCUGCUAUAAACAACAAGACCCAAUAUUCGACCCUAAAACUUCGACCUCCUACUCUAACAUAUCGUGCACGUCCACGGCGUGCUCCCAGCUCACCACUGCCACAGGCAACAACCCCGGUUGCAAUGCCGGGACGUGCAUCUACGGCAUCCAGUACGGCGACCAGUCGUUCUCGGUAGGGUUUUUCAGCAAGGACACCCUCACCAUCGCUAAAGACGUAUUCCCAAACUUCCAAUUCGGUUGCGGCCAAAACAACCAAGGGCUCUUCGGCCGAACCGCCGGGCUAAUUGGCCUCGGCCGGGACCCGCUCUCGAUCAUAUCCCAGACCGCGACGAGGUACGGGAAGUACUUCUCCUACUGCCUCCCGUCGAAGUCGAGCUCCACCGGCCACCUCACCCUCGGCAAGGCCCGAAGCCCCGGAAAGGGCGUGCGGUUCACGCCGUUCGACUCCACGAAGGGCUCCUCGUUCUACUUCAUCACCAUCGCCUCCAUCUCCGUCGGCGGCCAGCCGCUCCCGAUAGGGCAGGCCGUCUUCACGACGGGCGGCACGAUCAUCGACUCCGGCACGGUGAUCACGCGGCUGCCGCCGGCGGCGUACACCGCCCUGAGCGCGGCGUUCAAGCAGGGGAUGAAGAAUUACCCGGCGGCGCCGGCGUACUCGAUCCUGGACACGUGCUUCGACUUCUCCAACUACACGACCAUCACCAUCCCCACCGUGUCGUUCGCAUUCGGCGGCGGAGUGAAGGUCGACCUCAUCCCGUCGGGGAUUCUGAUCUCGGUCAGCUCCACGGAGGCGUGCCUUGCCUUCGCCGGAAACGGAGACGCCGCGGACACCGGAAUCUUCGGAAACACGCAGCAAUUGACGUUUGAAGUGGUGUAUGAUGUCGCCGGAGGGAAGCUGGGAUUCGGUGCGGCUGGAUGUUGAUUCAUACUAGUUUCUUACAUUAAAAAAAAAAACAUGAUUUUUCUACAAAGAAAGGAAAUAUGUUAGUGUGAUAUCAAUAUGUAUAUGAUAUGAUUUCAGAAAUUUUAAAUAAAAAAUUUGUCUUUCAAGAAA
Salvia hispanica is the source of this 1622-nucleotide messenger RNA. Its product is annotated as aspartyl protease family protein At5g10770-like. Lineage: Eukaryota; Viridiplantae; Streptophyta; Magnoliopsida; Lamiales; Lamiaceae. Gene Ontology annotation, molecular function: aspartic-type endopeptidase activity. The record is from RefSeq and is a predicted model, not a curated record. Gene Ontology annotation, biological process: proteolysis.